AAAUGGGAGACUUGUGGCCACCGAGCGGUGGUCAAACAUGGCGCUUGAUAUCACAGGCAAUCGAUGACUCUCGUAUGGCAUUCAAUCGAGCGUGCGUCCACUUGGAAGCAUGGCAGAUUGUUUCGUACACACUAUCGAUGGUGUUCCUGGCAAUUUGGUUCAAAGAACUUAUGAAAUCUGAUCGAACUCUUGUGCAACGUAUCAGAGCUUUUGUUAUUAAAGAAGAGAUCUUUUCUGCGGUUAGAAAUAUUCCAUGGAUAAAACGUCAAAUUGAAGAAGAAAUGGAAAAAGCCAGAAAAGAUUUGGAGGAGACCAUACAUCAAACAGAUAUCAAGAAGGAAUUCUACAAAUUUCUACCGGAACGUGGUCUGCCACCGGACGCAAUUUUGAGUGAAGCUGAAAUGUACGACAAAAUGAGCGAGUAUAGAAUGUACGAUGGUCGUAUCUCGGGCGUUGUGUAUGCUGAUUAUGACGAAGAGCAUAGAAAAUUGAUCGAAAGGGUUAGUCGAUCUUCGUUAUUCAUUGAUCAUUUAGAUGGUGAUAUCGAAACUUUUCACAUAUGCGAAAUCAGCCGACAGUUGAAUAUUAAUAGGACUGAAUAUCUGGUUGCAUCUGCGCCGAAUUUCCCCACAGGCACGGUCGAUAACAUUGAAGCGAUCUCUGAGUUAGCACAACGUUAUGGUAUACCACUGCACGUAGAUGCAUGUCUUGGUGGCUUUUUGUUACCAUUCAUGGAAAGAUGCGACUUCCCGUCACCAGCGUUCGACUUCCGUGUUUCGGGUGUUACCUCGAUCUCGGUCGAUACACAUAAAUACGGUUUUGCACCGAAAGGUUCGUUUGUUUACAGUCAUCAUUUGUUCGUAUCGUUCACGUCGAUCGCUCGAACCAUAUGUACAUCGUUGAUUCUCUAUCGUGAAAUCAGCCUUCUACACCAUCAGUAUUUUUGCAACGGGGAUUGGUCGGGUGGUAUAUACGCGACACCAACCCUCAGCGGUACUCGUAAUGGUUGUGCUAUCGCGCUUUCAUGGGCAACACUACUCUAUUAUGGCAGACAU
Messenger RNA from Anisakis simplex (herring worm), 1055 nucleotides. Lineage: Eukaryota; Metazoa; Nematoda; Chromadorea; Rhabditida; Anisakidae. The record is from the annotation of a GenBank genome assembly.